Messenger RNA from Fomitopsis serialis, 453 nucleotides. RefSeq lists its product as uncharacterized. The transcript has 2 exons. NCBI's taxonomy places the organism in Eukaryota, Fungi, Basidiomycota, Agaricomycetes, Polyporales, Fomitopsidaceae. Bases 148 to 387 code for a protein of 79 amino acids. The record is from RefSeq and is a predicted model, not a curated record.
AUGCAUACUUACUGACUUGUAACAUUCUCAUGAUGUCAACAGCGACCUACCAAGUCAGUGGCCACCUUCGACCUGGAAUCGGUGCUGGCGCGGCAAACCGCACACAAAGCGCCGUCGUCUGAUGCGGUGGUAAAGACUGUGCCCGAAAUGUAUCAAAUGGGCAUCUUGAGAGCGGAAGUCAUUGGUCUCCAGUGUAUCGGAUUCAACCAUCGCCUCAACGAAGAGCUGCACUCGAGCAAAUCACCUUCUGAUGACGCGUCACUGAAAUCCGACACCGACGGCACGCCGCUGUCGUCUCUCCUCAAACGGCGCAAACGUCCUGUAGCUGUGGUUGAGAGUUCAGACGACUCGCAACCGCCCAAGAAGGAAGCCAAGAUAUCUGGAUAGGUGUUGGGGUAUAGCGAGCCUUACCACUGUACUACGAUACAACGCUGAAGCUUGAAGCGCCGUGGC